Punica granatum (pomegranate) is the source of this 2042-nucleotide messenger RNA. NCBI's taxonomy places the organism in Eukaryota, Viridiplantae, Streptophyta, Magnoliopsida, Myrtales, Lythraceae. The record is from RefSeq and is a predicted model, not a curated record.
GCAAACCAACUUUCAGUGGGCACUGCCACUGAGUUUUGAUUGAACCUCGAAAGUCCGAUAUAAAUGGAGAUUUCAUUUGAAUAUAAUUGGCGGGAAGGAAACUCCAAUACAUGCUCUCCUGUCGUGUCCGGCCCGCCUGCUGGUCGGCCCGCCGCGCGGUCGGGACUCGCCACCGUCCUCCAGAGGACCGCCUCAGACACUUCCACUUCGCCGCAGCAGCCUCUCAACGUCUGGACCCAGCCACAGACGACGAGUCCUCCACCAUCGUUUUGCUUCGCAGAUGCAUCGAGACCUCAGACCUCCGCCGGGGAAGAGCAGCCCACGGCCGCCUACUCACCUCUGGGUUUCUCCGCCGCCCCUUCCCGCUCUUCCUGACCAACCAAAUCCUCAACAUGUACAUCAAGUGCGGGGAUUCGGAGAGCGCCGUGGCCCUGUUCGACGAAAUGCCCCACAGAAAUGUCGUCUCGUGGUCCGCCCUCAUUGCGGGCUUCGCCCAGUCGGGACGGGCUGAGGAAGCGGUGUUCUUGUUCGCCCGUAUGCUCCGGGAGAGCUCUGUCAUGCCGAACGAGUUCACCCUCGUGAGCGCCCUGCACGCUUGCUCCUUGGUGGAGCACGGCUCUAGUUCAUUAGCUUAUCAGAUUUAUGGGUACGUCAUUCGGGUAGGUUUCGAGACGAACGUCUUCCUGGUGAAUGCGUUCUUGACAGGUUUGAUCCGGAAAGGUAGGUUGCCGGAGGCUGUGGAGGUUUUCGAUAAGUGCAAGGAGAGGGAUGUUGUGUCCUGGAACACCAUUAUGAGUGGCUACCUACAGCACUCCUAUUCGGGAAUCCCGGGUUUCUGGGGCCGGAUGAUUCACGAGGGAGUGAAGCCCGAUAACUUCACUUUCGCUAAUAUGCUCACAGGAUUGGCCGCCCUUUUAGAUCUAGAUAUGGGGCUCCAAGUUCACGCACAACUCGUCAAGUGUGGCCAUGGGUGCGAGAUCUGUGUCGGGAACUCUUUGGUCGACAUGUACUUGAAGAAUCGGAGAUUGGAGGAAGCCUUUCGGGCUUUCGACGAAAUGCUGGCGAGGGAUGUGCUCUCGUGGACACAGAUGGCUUCUGGGUGCUUGCAGUGUGGAGAGCCUGGCAAGGCCAUCGAGCUCGUUGCAGAAAUGAAGGUGAUGGGCAUCAGGCCGAACAAGUUCACCCUCACAGCGGCCCUGAAUGCUUGUGCAAACAUAGCUUCCUUGGAGGAAGGCAAGAAGGCUCAUGGCAUGAGAAUCAAACUCGGGCAUGACAUAGAUGUCUGCGUGGACAACGCGUUGAUCGACAUGUACGUAAAAUGUGGGUCCAUGGACAGUGCUUGGGGGGUGUUCCGCUCGAUAAGAGAUCAGACAGUCGUCACAUGGACAACGAUGAUCAUGGGAUGUGCACAAAAUGGUCAAGCCCGAGAAGCUCUGAAUCUAUUCGAUGACAUGAGAAGGGAAGGAGUGGACCCAAAUGAGGUCACACUCGUUUGCGUCCUCUACGCAUGCAGCCAAGGUGGAUUCGUUGAGGAAGGGUGGAACUACUUCUCCUCAAUGACCGAAACCUUCGGGAUCUGCCCUAUAGAGGAUCAUUAUGUGUGCGUGGUGAGCCUUCUAGGACGAGCUGGUAGAAUAAAGGAAGCCGAGGAGUUGAUAUUGGGGAUGCCAUUCAAGCCCGGGCUCCUCAUCUGGCAAACCCUGCUCGGGGCAUGUUUGGUUCAAGGGGAUAGGGAGACAGCUAAGCGAGCGGCCGAGAAUGCACUAGAAUUGGACGGAAACGAUCCGUCAACUUAUGUCCUGUUAUCGAACAUGUUUGCCGGUUCGAGCGACUGGUAUGGUGUGGGAAUGCUUAGGCAGCUGAUGGAAACAAGGGAAGUGAAGAAAGUUCCCGGGUCCAGUUGGAUUGGGCUUGAGAACGGUGGAUUGAGGUUAUCUGUCCAAGAGGCAUCGCUUUAGAUUAAACAAUUAUGAACAGCUAUCGAUGUUCUGAGCUCGUCCGAGAAAUCGGUUUUGAUCAUCUUAUUCCGAAUCACUUAAAUA